UUGUGCCUAACUUAUCGGGCACCGCCCGCGGAGCAUCGAUCUUAGCGCGCGGAAUGUAAACAAAAACCGCUCGUUUAAUGGAAUAACAAGAGUAUAAAGGAGAACGACCAAUGGGAGAGGAGGAUUGCGCUGUUGGAAGCCCCGCCUAUCGCUCCGCCCAGCGUUGCGAUUGGCGCGGCGUCACUCUCCAAUAGUGGAGGGGCAGCCGAGGUGUCGGCGAUCACACCUGAGCCAGUUCUGAGCGCGAGCCCAUCUCAGCACCAUCUGUUUGUUCUCGUGUUGUGUGUUUUGUGCUCCAAGUGACCGAUGCCGGAAUGGUAAGUUUCCACGGCUCACACUCUGUUCUGUGACAUCUGACACUUGUAGACAGUUUGAAGUGUACCCGAGUAGUUCGCCAUGCCUCGACCGUGCCGAGAAUCCUACGGGGACCAGAAGCCUCCGUUCUCCUACAUCUCUCUGACCGCGAUGGCCAUCUGGAGCUCUCCGGAGAAGAUGUUGCCGCUGUCGGACAUCUACCGCUUCAUCAGCGAGCGCUUCCCGUACUAUCGCCACAACACGCAGCGGUGGCAGAACUCGCUCAGACACAACCUCAGCUUCAACGACUGCUUCGUCAAGAUCCCGCGGCGACCCGACCGUCCGGGCAAGGGUGCCUACUGGGCGCUGCAUCCCGCUGCUCUGGACAUGUUCGAGAACGGAUCCCUACUCAGGAGGAGGAAGAGGUUCAAGUUGAUGAAAUCUGACAAAGAUAGGUUAGAAAAUGAACUCGCCGCUUUGGCUAACAUGAACAGGUUCUUGUUCGCACCUCAGCCCGCGCCACCUCCGCAGCCUCUGCCGCCGCCACCCCCCCCGGCUGUGACCAUGGACCCUCUGCCUCCAGUGACCUCCCUCACGUCACUGCCCCCGGUCAACACCGUGGUCUCCGAGCCAGCGCCGAGACCCAAGAGGCUGUUCACCAUAGAGAGUCUUAUUUCUCCGGAUAAGCCCAAAAGUCCGCCACCUCCCGUGAUGGCCGCUCCCCAGACAGCCUGCUACCCUCCUCCGAUGCACCAUCCCCAGCUGGUUCUGCUGCCUCCUCCCCCGUACUUCCAUCCACCACAGCACGUCUUCAGAUUCAGCCCCACGUUACGCGCCGUAUGACAAUAGGUCGGGUUUGUAAGUAUUGUAAUUUAUUAUACAUAUGUAAUUUAAUUAUCAGUCUAUUGUGGAUAGAAUUUAUAUCUUGUGUAUGGGUCACAAAAGUAUACUAAUAGCGUAAGGGUCUAACAUGUUUAUUCGACUAAAUUCUUCCACCCCAAUAUUGAUUAGUUGAACAACUUAACAAAACGUUUGCAAAUGUUAUUU
Messenger RNA from Macrosteles quadrilineatus (aster leafhopper), 1341 nucleotides. Its product is annotated as fork head domain-containing protein FD4-like. Gene Ontology annotation, molecular function: RNA polymerase II cis-regulatory region sequence-specific DNA binding; DNA-binding transcription factor activity, RNA polymerase II-specific. The record is from RefSeq and is a predicted model, not a curated record. The transcript has a single exon. Gene Ontology annotation, biological process: anatomical structure morphogenesis; cell differentiation; regulation of transcription by RNA polymerase II. Lineage: Eukaryota; Metazoa; Arthropoda; Insecta; Hemiptera; Cicadellidae. Bases 397 to 1137 code for a protein of 246 amino acids.